Messenger RNA from Paramacrobiotus metropolitanus, 3578 nucleotides. RefSeq lists its product as uncharacterized. NCBI's taxonomy places the organism in Eukaryota, Metazoa, Tardigrada, Eutardigrada, Parachela, Macrobiotidae. The transcript is spliced from 8 exons. The record is from RefSeq and is a predicted model, not a curated record. Bases 310 to 3195 code for a protein of 961 amino acids.
UGCUUCUGGUUGCCGGCGGACACGUCAUGCAUCGAUUUCGGCUAACCUUGCAGUCGGGAAGAUUUAGCUGUUGAAAUCGAAGAAGAAUAAUUGAUGUUGAAGAAGAAUAAUUGAAUAAUCCCUAAGACAGCACUAAGCGAUGCAGCAACUUCCAUUGACAACGAGUCCAGACGGAACGAAUUUCGUAUGGCAGAUUGACAGCAAAGCAAUUUGACAUCAUUGUUGGUUCAACAAAUAUCAUCCGCUACAAAUCGAUUCUAAGGGCAAUUGCCUGUAGUGACGCCACAAGCAUCCAUCGGCAUUGUCCAAAUGCUGCUGUUCGCAUGGAUGAUGGGAGCACAGUCGUCUCAAUUGUCCUCAUCCAUAUCUUCCAUGGCCGACAACCUGUACCAUCGAGCGCAGCACUGUGGCCACGCUGCACAGGCGCGUUUGUGUUCAUGGAGAAAAUCCGAUAGUUCUACUUCAGCCUGCGACAGCGAAAAACAGUACACCCAAAGACGAAUCAGUAAUUUGGCAGAAGAGAAGUUCUCAAAGAAUUUGUCACAAUUGUUAUGUGACCGUACCAAGCGAUCCCAGUCGGCAGACGUAUCGCAACGUCAGAGCAUAUCAAAAUCAGCAGACGUUACACAAUGUGAUUCAGUAAGAUCACCGACGAGAUCCACAGAAUCUCGAAGGAGGAAAACCGCAUCCUCCAGCAAAUGCUAUAAUCCGCCAAAGAUCACCUCGGACGUGGUUGGACAAGUACGCUACGCCCUUUUCCGGGAAUUGGCAGAUCUGUACUCUCGUGGGAGCGCGGACGCGGCAACCCUAAUUUUGGGUUUAAACAAUGACCUUAUUCGCCAGAUCAUCCACUCCGUUCUUCUCGCCAACGAGCCGAUCAAUAGCGCCGUCUCACGGUUAAUUCGCGUGUUAAGAGAACGCGGUCCCCCGCGCCGCAACGUUGCCGGCACCAGCAGUGUAGGCGUCGUGCAUGUGCGCUGCCCGAAACAGCACGACCAGCGCAUCAUCGGGAUCUUUGCCCGCAAACUGGCUGGUUUUGCGGAGAUGUUUACGGCGGAACGGGCUAUCUCCCUCGCGUUGCUGCAGAUUGAAACGGCUUUCAAGGAGGACACAAAGGCCGUGGAUCUUGUUGUCGAUUUCGGGAAUUUUCCUUGUGAGGGGUGCGGCAUGGAAGUAGUGAGGAAGCUGCUGGCGGAAUUGGCGCAGUAUAAAGGAUUUUGCGAAAGGGUCUUCUUCGUAGAGUUCCCGGAGGAGUACAAAGGGCAGUGUGAAGAAUGGAAAGCGCUGCCACGAGAGUUCCGACGGAAGGUGUGGUGUGUAACGGAAGAAAAUCUUCAGUUCGUUUUGCCGGACUAUUACCAAAGAUUAGCUCGAAAUGAAUGCAUGACCGGGGAGCAAUCCGCGGAUAGCCGCAGUUGCGUGUCCAACACUAUCGAGCGGCAGGCAGCAAAGGAAGCCCGCCGCAAAAGUGUCAAGAACUAUUUUGAAACAACCGACCGUUAUUUAGUCAUCACACAGCUGAACCGUACCGAACUAUCCACUGUUUCCUUUACAGUUCGGAAUAUUAGUUCGGAAGCAUUUCUUGUUUGUCACUUUGUUCCCAAGCGUCCAGCAUACACGAUCCGCCCGUCCGCCGUUUUCUUAUUGCCUUAUCCCGCGGCUCAGGAAUUUAUUAUUCGUACCCAGGAUGAAUCCCCGCAGAUAGGCGACACGAUCGCUUUGCACAUUUACGUUCUUCAUAGUCAGAGUGUCGGAAGAAUAGCGAAUGGAUGCGAUGCGACGGCUAUCCGGCAGUUUAUAGAACGAGAAAAAGGGGAGGUAAUCUUGAAAUGUACCUGUGACCUAAUCGUUUCCAAAAUCGAGGUGACAAACUCAAUGCACAGCAUGAACGACACCGACGCGCAGCUAUUUGAUUCAAAACCUGUACCAGUGGACUCGACAGAAUCUGUUGGUCGUCCUCAAGCUAUAUCCUCUGGCAGCAGUAGCGACAGUCACGUUACAUGCCUUAACAAAGAUUUUGUCGACAUCAGCGAAGCGGUUGAACAGUACAAUUAUGCGCGUGGAGACCGUUGGGCACAGCGGAAACCGAAAACCUAUCGCCAACGCAUGUCCAGAUCUGUGAAAAGCGUGGCUGCCGCCGAGGUAUCCCAGUGCCAGCUAACAUCGCAGAGCUUAGAAGAAUGUCAGCAAGACAGUGGGCACAUUGUCGAAGAAGUUUCAUGCGCCAAUAAUACAUUCGAACCAGUGACCGGCAACGAUGCUUGCCAGAUGACGCGUGACACAUGCGAACCAGCGGAAGUAGGCGAUAAAAUGCCCUGUGUAGUGACAAACAAAACGCUGAACGAAGCGUUACCGGAAUGUUGCGAGAACGAGAGCCAGACGGAUACGACACAAAAGCACUGUACGGAGGUCCAGUGCCCAUCGGAUAUCUGGGACCGAACGGACGCUUGCUGUGAUACUAGUCAGCCGUGCGAAAUAGCUGCAACCCAGACCGCAUUGGAGGACUGCUACGAACUGGAAAACACUGAGUGUCACGGAGCUGUGGAAGAGGCUUCUCUUGCUGCAACCGAAGAACCCUGUGUUGGGCAAAGGGAACCUCCUGAAUGCACCGAAGAACUAACAGCCACAGCUCCCGAAGCGUGCCCUGAAGACGAAUUUAGCCCAUUAACAAACAACCUGGAUGCUGAGCCUUUGCUGAUGACGGACGCGCCGUUAGAUUUCCUGUCGCCUCCGACUGAACCGCGAUUAGCGCAACGUUUCGAUCCCGUAGCGAGCGGUGCCGAAGGCGAAGCGUCAGCUCAGAUCCCGGGUUUUGUCAAGUGGUUUGCAGUGCUAACUCUUUUACUGCUCUUGUAUUUAUUAUACCGACAAAGAAAACUGACGCCGGUUACUGCGGCUGACGAACUGCGCGCUCCAGAGCUAUGGAGUCUUCGGCCUUCCAAGCGCGGAUUACGCGAAACCAAGCCGUCCAUUACCGUAACGAAGCCCUGGCUGCAGUUCUGGCCGUUUCAUUGUACAGAUGGAGGCAAAUGUUGGGGCGGAUUUCUCAGUGGAUCGUUUCCGCAUGCGCAGCAAUGCAGCGCCCUGCUGGAACCGGUGCGAUCGUACUGCGCAGAAGGGCAGGAUAAAGGGACACUGGCAUAUUGGGCGUGCCAGCUAGCCGCACAGGUUGAUGGUGAGCAGUGCCGUAAAUAAAGACGGACAGUUGUUUAUGAUCUAAAUUUUAAGAAUGUUACAGAGAAAAAAUUACUGUUGUUGCGGAUCAAAUGCAUCCGUGGCAAAACAAUGAAGUUUGCAACAGCAAACACAAAGUUUAAAAUGCAAUAUUAAAAAUUAUAGAAGUUGUGCUAAGAUCCUAUUGGUUGAAAACUAAUAUGAGUAAGCGCAACCGUAACCUCGCACCCAAAAAAUAAAAGAAUGAAUGAUAUUUCACAAUCGAAAAUGAAACGAUAUGAAUACGAUUGAAAAUGUGAAAACUCGUGGCAAAUAAAAACGGACAUCCAAAUAAAAACGUCUGCUAUUUAAUUCACAGCGCCUCAUGUUCGUCAAAAUAUUCAACCUGCCCUUUGCCCAUUACC